ACGUCUCAUAGCGUAAACGCCGUACGAUUGACCGAAUCCUGCAAUUAUGUCUCUGGAACUGAGCGUCGUGACCAAAGAUGAACUCCGCGAUGUUGUGGAAAUGCUCUUCUCCGCGUACGCCGGGUCAUCCGCGUUUGUGAACGCCGUAUACCCCCACAAGAUCACCCAAGACGGUAUCGAAGGACUCGAUAUGGUCGUAGCUCGUCUGCAGUAUCUAAUCGACAUUGAUCCGAGUGUUAGGUGGUACAAAGUCACCGACUCCAGCACCGGCGAAAUCGUUUCUGCGUCCCAGUGGAAUGUAUACGACAAGGAAAAGCCCCCGGAGAUGCUGCUUGACGGACCGCCAGGGUCAUGGGCGACUGAAGAGGAUAGGAAGUAUGCUAUUGAGAUGUUCGAGUCCUUCAUCCUGCCAAGAUACGCCAGAUUCCGACAGGUUGACCUACCAAUCAUCUGCUUGAAUAUCAUGGGGACCGCGAAGAAGUACCAACACAAAGGCGCAGCAACACUGCAAGUCAAAAAAUUCACUAAGCUUGCCGACAAGAUCAACGCGGUCAUGACGACCGAAUCGACUACUGCGGCCCGAUGGUUGUACGAAAAGAACGGAUUUGCAUCGGCGAAGGAGCCGGGCGAUUGGACCAUUGAGGCAAAGUCACCAGAGUUCGUACAUCGGCCAAAGGAGUAUCUAUUUUUCAUGGAGCGCCCCAGAGUGAACUAG
Molecule: messenger RNA, 715 nt
Organism: Periconia digitata
Lineage: Eukaryota; Fungi; Ascomycota; Dothideomycetes; Pleosporales; Periconiaceae
Source: the annotation of a GenBank genome assembly